AUGAAACGAAGGAUCACCUACAUCCAGCGCAUCAAUGCGCCCUUCGAGCCCCAGCAAGCUGUUCUAACCAGCAAUUCCCUAUCUGUCCGCGACUUGGACGCCGCGCGGGAGGACCGCAUCACGGUCGGACUAGACGAGCUCCCACAAGAGCUACGCGCUAUCCUCGAGCAAUCCCAUGAGCUCCACCUCCGCUGGGCCUCCGAACGGUCCUACGAUGCCGUCGCACCUUUCGCCAGCCGGGUUUCGCCCGGUCUACAUGUGCAUUAUACCCCAUUGAAUGCAAAUGAGUCCCCGGAGUCAUUGUGCUCGCUGCUCCGCACGGUCGUUGGACCUGGAGAAGGUGCUCAAUAUAAGGAUUGUUCGAAUCCAGAGGAAUCCUUCGUUACACCCCCGCUUCUCUCGACGAGAUUCGCUUCGUCGGCUUCCUUUCAAUACCAUACUCGCCUUGAGUCACUACAAUCUCUCAACAAAUGGAUACGGGACUCAAUCUGUACACAGAGCGGAGAUGCUACCGAGUGUCACGCUCGUGCCGAUUCGCUUCUCUCCUCGGACAGCAUGGAUAUCGAUUAUGAUAGCAUUUCACAUGCCCUGACUGUGUCCGGUCUCUGGACCAGUUCCCCUAAAGGUGGCUGGACAGAGAAGCUCGAUAAGCCUGCUUCUGCUGCGGAUCAGCUUGAGAUCGGUAUCUUGGGUGCCGAGCCAGGGCUUGAGCCUGAGGAGAUUAAGAUGGGUGGCCUUUUGGCUGUUGUUGGAGAGGACAAGAAACUAAAACCAACCAUGUUCUCAUUCCCUUCCCGACACCAACCUCUACUCGAGCCCGCCAGCUACACAGUCUCAUUCACUCCCCCAACAGGUCUACAUCCAACAAUGUCCAUCUCAAUGCCCCGUUCAUCUCUGAGACGACCACCUGCCCCAAGCGAGGCAACCUGUGCACUCCACACAUAUUUAACACUCCCUUCCACCAUCUUCGGAGACCAAUACCAGCUCGGAACACCAGACAACCUCUUCCUCGAGUCUCAUAACCUGAUAGCGCUCCGCGCUCUGGCAGGCGAGAUGGAUCUCGAAGCCCCAGAUUGGGUCGUCAACCGCUGGGGCUCAAACUGGCUCCUUGAGCUGGCAACUCCACUCGAGGACUCAGCCAACCCAUCUGAUUCCUCAAACUGGACAGUCACAAUCCCCCUGCACCUCCGGUACCUCCCACCAUCAGAAACAGGGUACCGCACCGCAUAUGUCCCCUGGCCAGUCGUAUUCUGGGCAUGUACCUCAGAAGAAGGAACGAAAAUGGGCGUGAACCCUUUCGACCGCACUAAUCUAGGGUGGGACGGUCUUUUCGGUCCACGCACUGUGUUCUACCAGCUUCAGCCUACAUCAGAGCGCCUUGUAGAGGAUAUCGAGGUCCCUGUCCUGCGACUCGAAGAUGAAGGCUUGUUCCGAUCUAAGAAUAUCGAACUGGGAACCUGUGUGGUUAUCACGCUCGGCUUCUUCUGGGUAUUGUGGUGCCUCGCUCGUGUGGCUUGGUCGUCUGGUACUGGAUCGAAGCCAUCGAAGACUGUGCAUGAUAAGAAGGAAUGA
This is a messenger RNA of Penicillium canescens, 1572 nucleotides long. RefSeq lists its product as uncharacterized. Bases 1 to 1572 code for a protein of 523 amino acids. Gene Ontology annotation, biological process: protein processing; GPI anchor biosynthetic process. The transcript has 5 exons. Gene Ontology annotation, cellular component: glycosylphosphatidylinositol-mannosyltransferase I complex; endoplasmic reticulum membrane. Gene Ontology annotation, molecular function: mannosyltransferase activity. Lineage: Eukaryota; Fungi; Ascomycota; Eurotiomycetes; Eurotiales; Aspergillaceae. The record is from RefSeq and is a predicted model, not a curated record.